AUGGCCACAACUCUCACCGUCACAGAAGAACAUCAAGAUGCUAUCACCCUGCGCAGUAUCCGCGCUGCCGAUCGCGACGACGCAGACUUUUCCGUCGCUCGUCGACCUGAGGAUACUGCAGAUGUCCAGCAGGCAUCAAAGAAGCUUCACCCGGUCAUGCUCACCGCGCAGCUUGCGGGGGUGAACCUUCUGAGCUCUGUGAUCAACGGAUACAUCACAGUGGGCCUCCCCCGAAUCACCUCUGACCUGAAGGUCCCCGAGGAGCUCUUCUUCUGGCCGGCAUCCGUCUACGGGCUCACCAUUGCGUCUACCCUCCUGCUAGCGGGUUCUGUUGCCGAUAUCCUGGGGACUCGGACUGUAGACUUGGUGGGAUGCUUCGUCCUCGCGGCCAGUGUUCUGGCGAGUGGUUUUGUGCACACGGGCGUGCAGUUCAUCGUCCUCAGGGCCAUCCAGGGCGUCGCCAUGAGCUUGCACCUCUCGUCCUCGGUGGCUAUCGUGGCGGGUAACCUCCCGCAGGGCCGGGGCAGGAACAUUGCCUUCUCAUGUAUAGGUCUCAGCCAACCACUUGGGUUUUCUCUCGGCCUCGUUCUUGGUGGUAUCCUGGUCGACACCAUUGGCUGGCGCGCAGGCUGGUACAUCGAUGGGGGCGCGAUGCUGCUACUUUUCGCGAUUGGGCUGCGGGUGUUGCCCAAGAGCAAGCGGAGCCCGCAGCACAUCAUGACUCAACUGGCUACCAAGGUAGAUUGGGUCGGCGCGAUCAUCGCGUCGGCGUUCUUUGCCUGCCUGUCGUAUUUACUGGCGAUCAUAAGCACCGAUGUCGACAGGAUCCAUGACACUGAGACUAUCGUCAUCCUUGCUGUUGCUGUCGCAGCGCUACCAGCCUUCUUGUCCUGGGUUCAUUACCGCGUCAAGGUUGGGAAGAUAGCUCUGAUGCCAAACAAACUCUGGAAGAAUAUCUCGUUUACCACCGUAUGCUUGACAAUACUGAUAUCUUUCGGUCUCGAUGUACUGAUUAUGUCGCUUUCAUCCAGCUUCCAAGAAGUCCAGCAAUUGUCAGCCCUCCAAGCGUCCAUCAGGAUACUGCCAAGUCUGAUAGUGGGCGUCGCACUGAACUUUUCCACGGGCCUUGUCGUCGAUAAGAUCUCCGCGGUCUGGCUUGUUGUUGGCUCGUCGGUUUUAUGUGCCAUUGCGCCACUCCUAAUGGCUCUCGUUCAGCCGCAGUGGCCGUACUGGUACAACGCGUUCUUCGCCCAACUUCUGAUGCCAAUCAGCGGAGAUGUGCUGUUUACCGUUGGGCUCAUUGUCGUCUCGAAUGUCUUCCCGGAGGACACGCAAUCGUUGGCCGGGGCCGUGUUCAACACCGCUGCGCAGUUUGGCGGCUCACUCGGCCUGACUCUUAUGCAGGUUGUAUCGACACUGACUGCCAAGGGUGAGCAUGGCGCGGCUGGGUCUCCCGAAGAUCUCAUGGCUGGCUACCGAGCCACCUUCUGGACUAUGUUUGCGCUGAUGGUAUCCUGCGCUUUCGUGGGCACGUUCGGGUUGCGCCGAGCUGGCAAAGUGGGUGCUAAGCGCGAUUAAUCGUCCAAGAUGUGAAGAAGUAAUCGCCAUCAGUCUUAUAAUUCCUAAAGGAGCAACUUGCUUGCUUGUGCCCAUUAAUAGCGCUGAGUUUAGUAGAUAGUACCUGGGUAUGUACCUAUGCAUUUA
This is a messenger RNA of Diaporthe batatas, 1704 nucleotides long. RefSeq lists its product as uncharacterized. Gene Ontology annotation, molecular function: transmembrane transporter activity. The transcript has 3 exons. The record is from RefSeq and is a predicted model, not a curated record. NCBI's taxonomy places the organism in Eukaryota, Fungi, Ascomycota, Sordariomycetes, Diaporthales, Diaporthaceae. Gene Ontology annotation, biological process: transmembrane transport. Bases 1 to 1578 code for a protein of 525 amino acids. Gene Ontology annotation, cellular component: membrane.